AUGGAGAAAUGGUACCAAUAUUUAGCUGACCCAAUAGCGGGGCAUAGAACGGUGGAGGCUAUUCGUCCAGUACUUAGUAACUGGGCAAACAGAAAAAGUGGUGCUCUUACCUUUCGGCUUGUGCAGGUGUUGACAGGACAUGGAUGUGUUGGGCGAUACUUGCAUGACAUCGUGCGGCAGAUACCAACACCGAGCUGCUUGGAGUGUGGCGCAGAUGAUGACACUGCACAGCAUACGUUGGAGGAUUGUCCGCAGUGGUCUCAGCUGCGUCACAAUCUUUGUUUUGUGGUGGGUAAUAACCUUGCUUUGCCUUGUGUUGUGGAAAAAAUGGUCGGCAGUGACGAAGUUUGGAAUGCUGUAGUAUCCUUCUGUGAGCAUGUUAUGCUACAGAAAGAGACAGCAGAACGAGAGAGGGAGAACAAGGGAGUAAAUAGGAGAAGAUAUGCCCAUCUCCUACCUCCUAUGUAA
This is a messenger RNA of Pieris brassicae (large cabbage white), 468 nucleotides long. RefSeq lists its product as uncharacterized. The record is from RefSeq and is a predicted model, not a curated record. The coding region runs from base 1 to 468 and encodes 155 amino acids. NCBI's taxonomy places the organism in Eukaryota, Metazoa, Arthropoda, Insecta, Lepidoptera, Pieridae. The transcript has a single exon.